This is a messenger RNA of Pan troglodytes (chimpanzee), 1640 nucleotides long. RefSeq names its product ubiquitin carboxyl-terminal hydrolase 17-like protein 22. The record is from RefSeq and is a predicted model, not a curated record. Gene Ontology annotation, biological process: regulation of apoptotic process; protein deubiquitination. Lineage: Eukaryota; Metazoa; Chordata; Mammalia; Primates; Hominidae. Gene Ontology annotation, cellular component: nucleus; cytosol. Gene Ontology annotation, molecular function: cysteine-type deubiquitinase activity.
AUGGAAGAAGACUCACUCUACUUGGGAAGUGAGUGGCAGUUCCACCACUUUUCAAAACUCACAUCUUCUCGGCCAGAUGCAGCUUUUGCUGAAAUCCAGCGGACUUUUCUCCCUGAGAAGUCACCACUCUCAUCUGAGACCAGUGUAGACCUCCGUGAUGAUUUGGCUCCUGUUGCAAGACAGCUUGCUCCCAAGGAGAAACUUCCUCUGAGUAGCAGGAGACCUGCUACGGUGGGGGCUGGGCUCCAGAAUAUGGGAAAUACCUGCUACAUGAACGCUUCCCUGCAGUGCCUGACAUACACACCGCCCCUUGCCAACUACAUGCUGUCCCGGGAGCACUCUCAAACGUGUCAUCAUCACAAGUGCUGCAUGCUCUGUACUAUGAAAGCUCACAUCACACGGGCCCUCUACCGUCCUGGCCAUGUCAUCCAGCCCUCACAGGCAUUGGCUGCUGGCUUCCAUAGAGGCAAGCAGGAAGAUGCCCAUGAAUUUCUCAUGUUCACUGUGGAUGCCAUGAAAAAGGCAUGCCUUCCCGGGCACAAGCAGGUAGAUCAUCACUCCAAGGACACCACCCUCAUCCACCAAAUAUUUGGAGGGUACUGGAGAUCUCAAAUCAAGUGUCUCCACUGCCAUGGCAUUUCAGACACCUUUGACCCUUACCUGGACAUCGCCCUGGAUAUACAGGCAGCUCAGAGUGUCAAGCAAGCUUUGGAACAGUUGGUGAAGCCCGAAGAACUCAAUGGAGAGAAUGCCUAUCAUUGUGGUCUUUGUCUCCAGAAGGCGCCUGCCUCCAAGAUGUUAACUUUACACACUUCUGCCAAGGUCCUCAUCCUUGUAUUGAAGACAUUCUCUGAUGUCACAGGCAACAAACUUGCCAAGAAUGAGCAACAUCCUGAGUGCCUUGACAUGCAGCCAUACAUGUCUCAGCAGAACACACGUCCUCUUGUCUAUGUCCUCUAUGCUGUGCUGGUCCACGCUGGGUGGAGUUGUCACAAUGGACAUUACUUCUCUUAUGUCAAAGCUCAGGAAGGCCAGUGGUAUAAAAUGGAUGAUGCCGAUGUCACUGCCUCUGGCAUCACUUCUGUCCUGAGUCAACAGGCCUAUGUCCUCUUUUACAUCCAGAAGAGUGAAUGGGAAAGACACAGUGAGAGUGUGUCAAGAGGCAGGGAACCAAGAGCCCUUGGCGCUGAAGAAGACAGGCGAGCAACGCAAGGAGAGCUCAAGAGAGACCACCCCUGCCUCCAGGUACCCGAGUUGGACGAGCACUUGGUGGAAAGAGCCACUCAGGAAAGCACCUUAGACCACUGGAAAUUCCUCCAAGAGCAAAACAAAACGAAGCCUGAGUUCAAUGUCAGAAAAGUCGAAGGUACCCUGCCUCCCAACGUACUUGUGAUUCAUCAAUCAAAAUACAAGUGUGGGAUGAAAAGCUAUCAUCCUGAACAGCAAAGCUCCCUGUUAAACCUCUCUUCGACGAACCCGACAGAUCAGGAGGCCAUGAACACUGGCACACUCGCUUCUCUGCAAGGGAGGACCAGGAGAUCCAAAGGGAAGAACAAACACAGCAAGAGGGCUCUGCUUGUGUGCCAGUGAUCUCAGUGGAAGUGCCGACCCACACGUAGGGGUGCACACACACACACACA